CUCCUUCUCUCCCCUCUAUAUAAUACGCAAUUCAAUCGCUCUGAAUUCCAACCGUUUCGGCACACUUGAUCCCAUGGCGAUGUCCAUAAGGCCACCAGCACUGACAUUGGCGAUCCUCGUCAUUUUCGCCACCGUCGCGUACGGCGGAUUGGUCGGGGGGAGGACGGAGAUCGCGGGCGUGAAGACGAACAAGGCGGUGCAGGAGCUAGGGCGGUUCUCGGUGGAGGAGCACAACCGGAGGCUCAAGGAUGAGGAGGAGGUGAAGUUCGUGGAAGUGGUGGAGGCGCAGCAGCAGGUGGUGUCUGGGAUCAAGUACUACUUGAAGAUAUCCGCCACGCAGGCUGACGGAGGUUCCAGAAUGUUCGAUUCCGUUGUGGUGGUCAAGCCGUGGCUCCGUUCCAAGCAGCUUCUCAACUUCGCUCCUUCCGCGCUGUAAGCCGUAAUCGAUUAUGGUUCCGACUAUUGUUAAUCAACUCAUUGUAAUAACAUGCUACGUGCCUUCAUUAGCUUAAUUGUAGUUUGGAAUCACUAAUAAUUGUAAACGGUAAAUCUUGUUGAAUAGAAAAUAUACAAAAUUCUGAUUUAAAUGAGCUAA
Cajanus cajan (pigeon pea) is the source of this 595-nucleotide messenger RNA. Its product is annotated as cysteine proteinase inhibitor 10. Gene Ontology annotation, molecular function: cysteine-type endopeptidase inhibitor activity. NCBI's taxonomy places the organism in Eukaryota, Viridiplantae, Streptophyta, Magnoliopsida, Fabales, Fabaceae. The record is from RefSeq and is a predicted model, not a curated record.